Molecule: messenger RNA, 3120 nt
Organism: Talaromyces proteolyticus
Lineage: Eukaryota; Fungi; Ascomycota; Eurotiomycetes; Eurotiales; Trichocomaceae
Product: putative cyclin dependent kinase inhibitor Pho81
Exons: 9
Coding region: 1-3120 (1039 amino acids)
Biological process (GO): glycerophospholipid catabolic process
Molecular function (GO): glycerophosphocholine phosphodiesterase activity; protein binding
Source: RefSeq, a predicted model, not a curated record
AUGUCUAUCCUCGUCGCCCUAGAAAAAGCCAUUCGAGAGUAUUGGCUCCAUUCCCUUCGACCCGCUGCAGCGAAGUUUGGAAAGCAGAUUCAACGCCGCCAGCUUGAUCUCCCCGAAUAUGCUGCGGUUUUCGUCAAUUACAAAGCCCUAAAAAAGCUUAUCAAACAACUGAGUGCUACCCCGACAAUUCCAGCACGAGGCGGCCCGCAAGAGAAUAUUGAUACCCAAUCAGGCCUCCGAGCAAACAAAGAAGUGUUUUUCUUUCGAUUAGAGCGUGAAAUUGAGAAAGUCAAUGUAUUCUAUCUGCAAAAAGAAGAGGAGUUUUCCCUUAGACUGAAGACAUUGUUGGACAAGAAACAUGUCAUCAAAUCCCGCACUACUACCAAUUCGAAAGCCCCCGGAUAUUUUGUCUCUUUAUUUGAAGGAUUUCAACAGUUUGAUGGGGACCUCAAUAAGCUGCAGCAAUUUGUGGCGGUAAAUGAAACCGCGGUAUCUAAAAUUCUCAAGAAGUCUCGGAUGAAAGAGCUUUACCUCCAACGAGCCGUGGAAGUUCAGCCAUGCUUCAACAGAGAAGUCCUUCGUGACUUAUCAGACCAGGCGUCUACAGCCAGAUUCGAAUUAGAAGCUUGGGCAGAAGGCGAGAACAUCCAAUUCGACGUCCGUCCUACCGAACGUGCAGAAACAGGGUAUAUCGGUAAUGAAGAAUCGGAUCUUCAAGUCCUUCACGCUGCGAUCGGUGGCAAUUUGGCUUCUUUAAAAGAGUGGAUUGUCAAAGCUCGCGAAGCUCCAGAUGGUGGUGAUCGCGUUACUCGUGUGUUCUUAGCUGCUAUCAGCGAUUUCUCGAACGAGAUACUAGAGGUUUUACUUGAGAGUGGCAUGGUUGAUAUACAGGCUGAAGACGACAUUAAUGGACGAAAUGUUCUACAUGAAGCAGCAAUUUCCGGUCAAGCUCUCGCCUUCAAGGCUGGUUUGUCUGGCGGCGUUGACACCGCGAGGUCAGAUGUAUACGGCAGACUACCUCUUCACUACGCCUGUAUGCACGGUCGAGUAGAGAUGGUGGAUGCUCUUCUUGCUACAGGAAGCGAUACAAUCAAUAUCUCCGACCAUGAUAAUUUUACGCCACUCAUUCACAGUAUUGUUCGGGAUCAGUUAGCCUGCGCAGAACGACUUCUACAUAACAACGCGAGAAUUGACCCUAGCUCUGAAUCCGACCAUAUUCCUCUGAACCUAGCAUGCCAACACGGUUCAAUUCCAAUUGCCAGUUUGCUGCUCGAGAAGGGCGCUUCCUUGCUUCCUGAUGCGGAGGGUUUAUAUCCCCAACAUCUCGUUGCGCGGUCGGGCAGAGAGCCUGAUCUUUUAUUACUUCUCAAAAAACAUGGGGCGGACCUCAACCAACGCGAUAAGUUGUACCAAUGGACUCCUGUCUUUCACGCAGCGAGCGAAGGAUGCGUGAAUUGUCUCCAAACUCUCCUAGAUUUGGGCGUCGAUAUUACCGUUCUAGAUGAGAAGGGCCUCAUAGCGAUGUAUUAUGCGGCAUGGGAAGGACACCUCGAAUGUAUGGCACUACUAUGGUCAAAAAGGGACUCAUCACUGCCACACCGUCCUCUUGGUUUUGCUCAAACAGGAUCGCAGCUCGGCGGGGUAUCAUUCGAGCUUAAAGGCAUUCAAGAUGAUAAUGCUAUGUCGACUAGUAGCGACAUCGUGGAUGGUAUUCCUGAUCUGGAGCUUCCCCCUCCUAUUAUUCCAUUACGACGAUACGGUCACAACUUUUUGGAUAAAAAGGCCUUUGUUCAAAUUUACUUUGAACAAGGUGAUCCCGGCUCCAUAGUUUUCGACCAGGCCGGACGCUACCCUGCUGCUCGACUAACCAUAUCCUCAAAGUUAUCCGAUGUGGUACCGCGUACUUUAAUGCUUCCAUUGCAGGAAGAUUCACGCAAUGUUACUUUUCAAAUUGACAACCUAGAUGCAUUUACUAUCGACUUCGAGAUCUUUCCCACUUUCGGCUCCAAAGUGAUCGCAAAGACAGUCGCUUUACCAUCUGUUUUCGCUGCGGAAAAUUCAAGUGCGGGCACAUGCAAAUUGCCAUUAUUUGACCCACGGUUGCGCUCAGUUGGUCAUCUGCGUUUUAAGUAUCAAGUAAUCAAAGCAUACUACGGUGACCCGCUGGAAAUUACUCACUUUGCUACGUAUUGGAAAGCCACCAACGCAAUCGAUGCAGAUCAUAACGCAUUGAUUACAGGCUCCAGCUUGUCUGGUGACUAUAUGCAGCUGUUCGUACAGCUUACAAGAGACAAAUAUCCCGUUUUAUAUCCCCUUUACUCUAUCAACCAUCAUGGCAUUGAAAUUCCGGUCUGCUCCCUGUCUUACGAGCAAUUUACUAAAAUCGCUCAUUCACGAGGCAUUAAUACCGCCUCUAUCCUUGAAUCGCUACAUUCCAAAACGCCCGACGACAUGGUAACAAUCCACCAAGAACUUGCGACCUCUUUCCUAUCACUGAAGGAUGUGUUGUUGCAUCUCCCUACUCAAAUACACGUUAACCUAUCCAUCCUUUACCCAUCGGAGAAAGAGGAGCAGUCGCUUAACAUGGGAUCUUUGGUAGACAUCAACACCUUUGCUGAUUCAAUUCUCACUGUUGUGUUCGAACAUGCCAGAGCCUCCCGUGAAAGGAAUCCAGACUUUAUGCGAUCUGUCGUCUUCUCGUCCUAUAAUUCCAACAUUUGCAUUGCGCUAAAUUGGAAACAGCCAAAUUUCCCUGUAUUACUUUGCAACGAUUUGGGCCAGAUGAAGGAUUUUGUUCGGGAGAAUAACACCGGUGCUGUUGUUCAAUCGAGUGGUCAUACCUCGAUAUCCAUAAAGGAGGCUGCGCGAAUAGCUCAAAGCAAUAACUUAAUGGGUUUGAUAUGCCGGUCUAGUUUAUUGAACAUCAUGCCUGCGCUUAUCGAGACUAUCAAGGAGCAGGGAUUGGUGCUUGUAGCUGACGCAUCGGACAUGAGCGAUCAAACGGCUCGCGCGAAUGCCACAGGGGUUCCAUCAGAACGAACAUUUCAAAUGCCGGAUGGCGUGAACGGCUUGAUGAAAGCAACUGGAGUGCUUCGGUUCCAUGAGACCAUUGAUCUGUGA